Esox lucius (northern pike) is the source of this 3427-nucleotide messenger RNA. Its product is annotated as carboxy-terminal domain RNA polymerase II polypeptide A small phosphatase 1. Gene Ontology annotation, molecular function: RNA polymerase II CTD heptapeptide repeat phosphatase activity. The record is from RefSeq and is a predicted model, not a curated record. The transcript is spliced from 7 exons. NCBI's taxonomy places the organism in Eukaryota, Metazoa, Chordata, Actinopteri, Esociformes, Esocidae. The coding region runs from base 281 to 1057 and encodes 258 amino acids.
ACUGCCGAGUUCCAUGUUUGUAUCUUGAAAUGAGAGCGCAGUUGAACUCCAUGUUGAAACAAAGUUACGAACUCAUUUUUAAAUGUUUAUAACUUAUAUUUGUAGCUUUUUUGAAUAGCCGAGAAAUGUGAUCGUUUGGUGAUGUAUUUAAGCCCUGCUGACGGUUUUGUAACUUUGUGCAAGUUUAUAAAUUAAUAUUCCUAGACAGCUAACAAUCUUCGCAAAAGGCACUUUAAACCGUUUAUUUUAAAGUUCUGGAUUAAGUCUGGGUGUAGGCCUAAUGGACCAUCCCUCCUCAAUAAUCACGCAAGUCAGUCGAGAUGAAGAGGCGAGUAGAGAGAAGGGUACCCCACCCUCCUCGUCUAAGAAGCCUAGGGGUCGAGGCCUAUUCCACAGCCUCUUCUGCUGCUUGUGUAACGACCAGACCGAGCCCCCACCGGUCAACAACAACGCCCCACUACUGGUGGAGGAAAACGGCACUGUCUCUAAGGUGCAGGUCAGGCCGCUGCUGCCUCAGGCGAAGUCAAAAGACACAGGGAAGAUCUGCGUUGUCAUCGACCUGGAUGAAACCCUGGUCCACAGCUCAUUCAAGCCAGUGAACAACGCUGAUUUCAUCAUUCCAGUGGAGAUUGAUGGGACCGUUCAUCAGGUGUAUGUGUUGAAGCGACCCCACGUGGAUGAGUUCCUUAAGAGAAUGGGAGAGCUGUUUGAGUGUAUUCUGUUCACAGCCAGCCUGGCUAAGUACGCCGACCCUGUGUCGGACCUGCUCGACAAGUGGGGCGCGUUCCGCGGACGUCUGUUCCGUGAGUCGUGCGUGUUCCACCGGGGGAACUACGUGAAGGACCUGAGUCGUCUAGGCAGAGACCUGAACAAGGUCAUCAUCAUAGACAACUCCCCGGCCUCCUAUGUCUUCCAUCCGGACAAUGCUGUACCUGUCGUGUCGUGGUUCGACGACAUGGCCGACACCGAGUUGCUGGACCUCAUUCCGUUCUUCGAGAGGCUCAGUCAAGUAGAGGACAUCUACACGGUGCUCAGGCAGAAGAGAGACUCUAGCUAGCAGCGCGGAAAAGGCCGAACGCGCCUUUGCGCCGAUCCCACCGUCGCCAGCCCCAACGUACAUCCAUCGCAAGCUGAAGGGGCUUUUACACAUCUCAAUCCUAACCCGAUUCUUCAGCCUUUCAGAAUCACUCUUUCCUCUCCUGGACGAACGGAAUGAUUUGACCCCCCCCCCCCCCCCCCCAAGCCCAACCAACCCAGCACUCGCUACCACCCCGCAAACGAAGAUGAUUUGUGGAUAUAUGUUGUGGACGAUAACGAGUUGGGUUUUAUACAGUGCCUUUCAGAUCUCAAAGGAACUUAUAGGAAAGUCAAGUACAUUGAAUGUAAAGCCCCUUAAGGCCUCAUUCAGGACACAAGGACAGACCUGUAGGUCUUGGGAGCGGAAAUCCCUGGAUCCAGUCACAAGCUCUUCUAUGCCGGUUUGGAGUCUUCAAGAUUCAGGAAGACCCAAUGGUUAUGGAAAAGCCAAUUGUAGUUAUUUUAAAUAAAUUUUUGCUCAACAAACAAUUGAACGAUGCCUUUAAAAGGCAAGUGCAGAUGCUUUCACACUAAGUUAGGUCUUCUGGAAUCGUUCAGAAUGACGUCAUUAUAGUUCAUGUCGAGCCCAAUUGUAAUUGCUUGUUAAGGGGGACAGAAUUGUUAAUCAUUUGUGCCCAGUUACUACCCCUUUUCCAGGUCCCCCAGUUAUUUGUUUGUUUAAGAAUGUCUAUUAAAACCAUAGGAAUAUGUGGGAAAAUGUGCCAGAAAACAUUUGAUGGGGUAAUGGACACGUUUCAUUACAAACACCAUAGUCAGAGGACUGAACAGCACCUUAAAUUGUGAUAUAAUCUUUUAGGAUUGUUGGGAUUACAGUGUCUCUGGACUAUGGACCUCAACCCAGAUUACAUUCACAGGCUCGGAUGCUUUGACACAGUUUCAGUCAAUGUCAUGGGAUCUGAAAGUACUAUUUUAUUGGAACUCAGUAUCAGAAGAGCUUGCUUUGAUAUUUCCAAGCAAACUGUUGGUCAUCCCUUUGAUGGAAUAGCAGUGCUUCGUCGAUGGAAAAAGUCUUGAGACUGUAUGUAAGCUAUCUGACAAGCACAAUUCACACUCAUUUCACCAGAAAUAGUACUUGAAUACUUGCCUUUUUGAUAACAUUAUCUUUUUAAAGGACUGCAGAUACUAUGCCUUUUAGAUGGAAUUGUAGGUUUUGUGUAGUUUUUUUUUAAACUUAAUUUGUUUAGGUUCUGAGGACUGUAUUAAUUGGUACUUACCGGAGGUUGAAACAAUCCAAGAACUAUCAUAUGUAAGUAAUAAUUAAGGGUUGGUUUAUCAGAAAGUGAAAAGAAAGAACAGUAGAGUAUUUUCCAAAGUGCAUUGUAAUGUGAGAUAUUGAUUUAUUCAUAUUGCUUGAUGCACAGUUUUAUGAACGCACAGGAAAUGGACACUGUAGGAAUUAACUGGGCCUACUAAAGGGGCCUGUGAAAUAAAAGGAUUGAGAGUUAAAAAAAAAAAAAACAGUAGACCAGAAAUCACUGUAGUAGAAAUCUAAAAGGAUUAAGGUGCUCUCCUUUACAGUGCAUUAUUGGCUAAGGAAUACUAGCUAAUAGCUUUUUGGAUUUGGCCCUGUUACUGUACACAAAGCCAAUAGAAACAAAGGGGUGAAUCCUGCUUUGAAAUACAAGCCGUCCUCACAUCUAGUCAUAAUAUGAAACAGAAAUUGAUAUUUGCAAUCCUUAAGUCAGGAUUUUUAAACGAACUGAGAGUGGUGAUAUUUACUGCAACAGACUCAGUACUCCCUGAACAUGUAUUUCCUACUGUAUUUCAAAAUGCUUUGGAAAAGAGAGUGACCUGUCAACAUGGGACCCUUGGUCUAUUACUGUACUUCCUGUAUUUAAACACAUUCAGUAAUUUAUGCAUAUAUAGACAUAUGUGUAUUUUGUUUUGCACGGUAAUAAAGCAAACAAAUGUCAUUAAUAUAUUAUGGAAUAUUCAUGUUACUUAUGAUUGAAUAGCUGUAACUUAGCUUGUGACAUCUUAUCAAACCAAAUUCUGUUGAACUGUGUCUAAUUACAAAAUCUUCCAUGAAUGCAUAUCACUGAAUAAUCUGUGUGUUAAGGGACUCUCUCCUCAUCAACACAAAAGGAUUCGAUUUCACAUUGAAGCCUAUUCAGAAGUGAAAACCUACUAUACUUUAAACUGUCAAAUGCCCUGAGAGAUUCUGAGAAAACUCUUCCAACUAUGGAUGCCUGUUUAAUGACAAUAGAACACAAUAUUACAAAAUCCAUAGAAAAGUGGAGUUUAAGUGAGCAGUUAUUUUUUAUUAUAUUUUUACUAAAUUCUGUUCUCUUCCAAUCAAUAUGUUUUCCAAAUAAAUAUGUGUAACAGA